CCGGCUUCAUUUCAGUUUCCCGACUCGUAAUCUUAUUAGUCCUCACCUUUACACAAAACUUCAUUGCGUUGAUUUGAUUCUACGACUUUAGCCUCAAAACAAAACUGAAUUCGGUUUCAUCUUCGUCUCUUCUCCUUUGAUUUUCGAUCAAACCCUUCUUAAAUCUCAGAGGAAGAUAUUGAAGACGGUGAACGAUCAAAUUCAGAGUAGGGUUUGUUUCUCAAGGCGGUGGCGGUAAAGGGAGAAGAGCGGAAUUGAAAUACGAGGAGGGUGUGGAAACCCUAAACCAUGCUUCUAGGGUUUCGAAUUCCGACAAUAUCUGCCAUUACAUUCACCUGAACGCAACUUUUAACGUCCGAAGGAGAUGACCGACGAAAAUGGAAAACCGGAUAAGGGUAAUCAAUGGCAAUCGCCGAGACCACCGCACCAAGAGAAAGCGGAGGACGUGAAACUCUGGGGAAUUCUUCUUUUCGGUCUGAUCGGUGCCUCUGCCACCACUCUCGCCGUUGGUCAGCUGCGGAAGACUGUUGAUUGGGUAUAUACUCAGUUGAGCAGGACACAAUCAUCAUGGGGUGCAGGAAGUGGCCGUUCUUUCCGGUCAUCAUUUCAGGAGGAAGCAUGGAAAAGGUAUAAUCGUAGGCUGCAAGAGGAGUAUGAAGAAGAAAUGGAGAGGGUGGAACGCAUAAGACGCAUGCAGAAUGUAUUCAACAGAGAGAGGAACAAAUACAAGAGAGGCUAUGAGAGCUGGAGAGAAAAUGGUCCUGGUGCGUAUCAUCAACAUCACCAGCGAGAUGAUUGGUAUUGGAAGGCCGAAACAUUCUACAGAGAGCAAAGACAAAGUAACACAAAUAAUUAUAGAGAAACUCCAACUGACAGACCAAGUUACUUGUUAUCUCAUCAUUAUACAGUUUUGGGUCUCAACAGGUGUCGAAAAACACCUUAUACAGAUGCCGAGAUUAAGACAGCAUUCCAAUCCAAGGCGAAGCAGUUUCAUCCAGAUCAGAACCAAGAUAAUAAAGAAGCUGCUGAGGCCAAGUUCAAAGAGGUUAUGACAUCUUACGAGGCCAUAAAGUCAGAAAGAAAGAACAAUAGACAAUAGAUCAUAAGACUAGACUGCACCGAUAGACACCGAUGGAUCGGAGCUCCGGUAACCAUUUUAAAAGAAUGAGGUAUUAUUGGUAUUUUUGCAGAAAGCCCCCUCGUUAAUCAUGUAUUUAUUCAUAGAAAUUGAGUUUCUUAAAGUACAACAAAAUAAGAGUGGGUGAUGUAUUGAUAUAUAUAUAUAUAUUUUUUCGAUAGGGGCGUGAUAUCACGCAGGCGCGGCGAACUUUUUCUGUUUGUUUAACACACUAUUCGAGGAGUUCUCAAUACAUAUUAAAUUCCAUUCGCGUUA
Molecule: messenger RNA, 1393 nt
Organism: Cucumis melo (muskmelon)
Lineage: Eukaryota; Viridiplantae; Streptophyta; Magnoliopsida; Cucurbitales; Cucurbitaceae
Exons: 7
Coding region: 365-1099 (244 amino acids)
Source: RefSeq, a predicted model, not a curated record